Molecule: messenger RNA, 564 nt
Organism: Fusarium tjaetaba
Lineage: Eukaryota; Fungi; Ascomycota; Sordariomycetes; Hypocreales; Nectriaceae
Exons: 1
Coding region: 1-564 (187 amino acids)
Source: RefSeq, a predicted model, not a curated record
AUGGCAGAAGUAGUUAUGCAAGACUCGACAUGGAAAAUCGCCAUCGAUUACGUCAACCAGAAUAAAAGCACCAGUACAAGUGAAGCCGUCUCCAACGGCGUCUGGAACGAGAUUCUUCGAAGAAACUUCCCAUUUCCAAAAUUCAUCAUCGCCCCGGAACAAAGACAGACCACAAGAAAGCGCCCUGAUCUCACAAUAUUCUUCGUGGAUAAAACCAAGAAAGAGUGGCAUCCCGUCUUCACUUUCGAAGGCAAAGCUCCUUACCAUAUCAGUAAGGACUCCACAAUCCAAGGUGGGAUUGCCCAAGCCGCUGGUUACGUCCCAAGCCUAUCAUGGUCCAACCACGAAGAGAAACACAAGAAUGAGAAAUCUACGCAUGGGAUGUUUGCUUGCGGCAAGAGCUUCAUGAUCCUAAAAUAUGACGUCGACAAUAAAACAGUAUCCCGAGUCGUUCCCCAAAAGGAAGAGGAGACAAGUGAUGAUCUCGAGACGUGUUCGUCUCUCGAUCAAGACGCAAAGGGGUUUGAUGCCUUCUGCAAACGCAUUGCAGACUCGUUCCACUGA